This is a messenger RNA of Drosophila ananassae, 1640 nucleotides long. RefSeq names its product protein RRNAD1. The coding region runs from base 83 to 1510 and encodes 475 amino acids. NCBI's taxonomy places the organism in Eukaryota, Metazoa, Arthropoda, Insecta, Diptera, Drosophilidae. The transcript is spliced from 5 exons. The record is from RefSeq and is a predicted model, not a curated record.
UGAGCAGCCCCAAAGACACGGACAAAGGGGUGGACACACUGCUCCGCCUAUCCAAAUAAAAACAAUAAACAAAUCUUUUCUAAUGCAAAAUUUAUCUAAUGAUCUUCAAAAACCGUCUAAUUGGCGGGUAAAUCUGGACGAUACUAAAAUCAAGCUUGAUGUGAGCUUAAAGCUAAUGAAAAAAUAUGAAUGGUUACUGGAUGCCUACGUUCUGGAUUUCUUUCUGGACGACCACUGGAGCCAGCUUCCUGAAAAUUUGCAGCUUCACUUUAAAGACAUCCCCUUGGAGCACCUUUGCGAGCUACUGCAAACUGAAGAAACCGAAAAGCUGACAUGGCCGCGGGAACUGGUGGACUUGAAACGAAAUCUCAAGGAACUUUGCAUCAGCCGAACGCCCCGAAAUCACACUGAAACCUCCCUUCCCUGCCCAUUGCUGGAGCACCCAAAACUAAAACACAUGUUUACCAAGCGGGUGAAGCCAAAAAAGCAACAUGAAAUUCGAAGGAUGGCCGAAAUUUGUGCUCUGAGCCAUCGGCAGACACCUGUUGAAUUCAUUGUGGAUUUUGGCGCAGGCGUAGGUCAUCUGGCGCGCAUUCUUGGCUACGGAUUUGGGAUUCAAGUGUGCUGCUUUGAGAUGCAGGACGAGCUCAAUCAGCAGGCAAGGGAAAUCGAUGCGAAACUGGAGUCCAUGGCCACGAAACACCUCCAUGAGAGUGAGACGAAUCACUUUCAGCGACCAGUGCACCUUACCCAGCGCUUGGAGAGCGAUACCCAGCAAGAACACUUCCUUUCCUGCAUUCGCGAUGCCCUACAAUUGAAAAAAGAAGAUUUUAGCUUCGGAAUCGUUGGGUUGCAUCCUUGCGGCAACUUGGGGCCAACGCUGAUGCGCAUGUUCCUUGGCUGCCCCCAAGCUAAGUUCCUGAACUUUGUGGGCUGCUGCUAUCAGAAAAUGAACACCGAAAUAACGCAUCCUAGAAACCAAGUUCAUGGCUAUCCUCUCAGCAGUUUCCUGAAGGACACACGAGAAUCACAGCUUAGCUAUGAGGCCAGAGAGAUCUCGUGCCACGCAAUGGAAGUCUAUCACGAUCGGCUUCAGGUUGGCGACUACGAACACCUGCGAAUUCACUCUCUCCGGGCUGCCGCCGAGCGUAUCAUUGUGCAGGAAUUCCCUCACCUUCGGCACUGCGCGCUGCGAAAUGUGAAGCACUCGCCUGGGAUGACUUUCCAUGAAUAUUUCCAGAGAGCCGUACAAGGAACCCGUUUCGAAGCUUUGGACAGCCGGCUUCUGAGCAACGAGCAAACGGAUGAAGAUCUUAAGAACUGGAAACGAAUCGUCGUUUUCUACACUUUGCGACUAAUGCUAGCUCCUCUGGUGGAAAGCAUAAUACUCUAUGAUAGGUGUCUGUUUCUGCAGGAAAAUGACUGUGAUGUUCGGAUAGAGGCUAUUUUUGAUCCUCGGCUCUCACCACGAAACCACAUCACCAUGGCUGUGAAACCGCAAUUUUUAUAAUGCCAACCCUAAUCUGACCAUAAAUCCCGCAGAAACGAGCUGUCGUCUGAUUCUUAUCGCUAAGUACUCAUGUGGCCAAGUUGAAAGUUGCUUUUAUAUUUGUUUACUUUUAUUAAUGUAAAGAUAAUAU